AUGCCAAAAGAGAAAAGGUCUUCAAGUGUCGUAAAUACUCUAUCUCCAAUUCGCUCUCCUUUACAACAGGAUAUCAUUGAUCCCAGAUUAGCUAAGGAUGAUAACGAGCUUUUAGCUGAAAUCGGUUACAAACCCGAAUUAAAGAGAUACUUUUCUACUUUACAAGUCUUUGGUGUCGCCUUUUCCAUUAUGGGUUUAUUGCCCUCUAUUUCUUCUGUUAUGGCAAUAGGUUUAACUGGUGGAACUGUUGGUUUAGUCUGGGGUUGGUUUAUUGCCUCGAUAUUCAUCUUGCUCGUCGGUAUCACCAUGUCUGAACUAGGUAGUGCAAUUCCAACCAGCGGUGGUUUAUAUUAUUGGACUUAUCAUUAUGCUCCAGAAAGCUUAAAAAUCCCUUUGAGUUUUUUAAUCGGUAACUCAAACACUUUAGCUUUAACUGGUGGGUUAUGUUCAAUCAACUAUGGUUUCGCUAGCGAAGUAUUGGCUGCUGUUGCAAUUACUUACGAUGGUGAUUUCGAAAUUACAACUGCUAGGACCUAUGGUGUAUUUGCUGCCUGUGUCGUUAGUCACAUCAUAGUUUGUUGUGGUGCUUCAUCCAAAAUUUCUAGAUUACAAACUUUCUCAAUUGUCUGUAAUGUCUCAUUAAUUAUUCUUUUUCUCGUUGCUUUACCAAUUGGAACCGCCAAAAAUACUUCUGGUUUUAGAGAUGCUAAAUUCAUCUUUGGAAAGUUCGAAAAUUUAUCUGAUUGGCCCGAUGGAUGGCAAUUCAUGUUGUCUCUUAUGCCUGCUGUUUGGACAAUUGGUGGAUUUGAUAGUGUUAUUCAUUGUUCUGAAGAAGCCACAAAUGCUUCCAAAUCUGUUCCAAUUGGUAUCAUUGGUGCCAUUGCCUCUUGUGGUAUCUUAGGCUGGGUCAUCAUUAUUAUGAUUUGUGCUUGCAUCAAUGAAGACAUUGAAUCUGUUCUUAAUAGUCCAUUUGGGGUUCCAAUAGCUCAAAUUAUAUAUGAGGCCUUGGGUAAAAAAUGGGCAAUUGCUUUUAUGGCUUUAAUUGCCUACUGCCAAUGGUUAAUGGGUGCUUCUAUCUUAGUCGCCAUUUCAAGACAAGUUUGGGCUUUUUCAAGAGAUAAUGGUCUACCAUUCAGUUCUUUCAUCAAAGUCGUUUACAUAAAAUGGUCUGUUCCUAUAAGAUCUGUUUGUUUCGCUGGUUGUUUGGGUAUCGUUGUCGGUUUAUUGUGUUUAAUUGGCUCUCAGGCUGCCAAUGCCUUAUUCACCUUAGCUGUUAGUGCAAAUUAUCUUUCGUGGGGAACUCCAGUCUUCUUAAGGUUUGUAUUUGGUAAAGAUAUUUUCAAACCAGGUCCAUUUUAUUUGGGUAAAACUUUAUCCCCAAUCAUUAAUUGGAUUGCUCUAGCUUGGGUUGCAUUUAUUAUUGUUUUAUGCAUGUUUCCAGCUUCUAAAUCGGUUGAAAAGGAAACUAUGAACUAUACCGUUGUGAUUACUUGUGGAAUAUGGAUUUCUUCAAUGGUAUAUUACUACGCCUAUGCUCAUAAAAAUUAUUUUGGCCCUAGAAAGACUAUUAAUGAAAUUGAUGAUUCUUCAAAAGAAGAUAUCAAUGAUUUGAAAGAUCUAGGUAUGACCUCAGUUAAUGCUGCAUAA
Messenger RNA from Ascoidea rubescens DSM 1968, 1647 nucleotides. RefSeq names its product Uga4p (gene UGA4). Gene Ontology annotation, biological process: transmembrane transport. Bases 1 to 1647 code for a protein of 548 amino acids. The transcript has 2 exons. Lineage: Eukaryota; Fungi; Ascomycota; Saccharomycetes; Ascoideales; Ascoideaceae. The record is from RefSeq and is a predicted model, not a curated record. Gene Ontology annotation, molecular function: transmembrane transporter activity. Gene Ontology annotation, cellular component: membrane.